CGACAAUAAUCACCAGCUGCCAUUCCUUACACCCUCGACCUGACUGCCCGCCUUGUUGGUCCGGCUCCGUCUCUCCCCAACACCGCAAACAUGAUUAUCUACAACGACAUCAUCACCGGUGACGAGAUCAUCUCUGACUCCUACGACCUCAAGGAGGUCGACGGUGUCGCAUACGAGGCUAACUGCAGCAAAAUCACCAUCGGUCCGGUCGACGUCAACACUGGUGCCAACGCUUCCGCCGAGGAGGCCGAGGAGGGUGCCGAUGAUGCUGCACAGACUGUGAUCGAUAUCGUCCACUCUUUCCGUCUCAAUGAGACGGCAUUCGACAAGAAGGGCUACCUCAGCUACCUCAAGGGAUACAUGAAGACUGUCAAGGAGAAGCUGAAGGAGAAUGGUGCCGACGAGGAGGCCAUCAAGGAAUUCGAGAAGGGCGCACAAGGCUUUGCCAAGAAGAUCGUUGCCAACUUCAAGGAUUACGAGUUCUUCAUCGGCGAGUCGAUGAACCCGGAUGGAAUGGUCGUCCUGCUCAACUACCGUGAGGAUGGUGUCACGCCAUUCGUGACGGUAUGGAAGCACGGUCUCAAGGAGGUCAAGGUCUAAGGGCAGACGAGGGUGGAAGGUGAAGAUGGGGGAGGAUUGGGGAUUACAUGGGAAGCAGUGCUUGAUAUGCGGCCACCAUGUGGAGCUCCGGACCAGAAAUUAACGCUAGACAUGACUUGGGCAUUGAUGACUUUUCCGAAUCUCAGCAUGCAUCAGACAG
Molecule: messenger RNA, 760 nt
Organism: Pseudocercospora fijiensis CIRAD86
Lineage: Eukaryota; Fungi; Ascomycota; Dothideomycetes; Mycosphaerellales; Mycosphaerellaceae
Exons: 3
Coding region: 91-600 (169 amino acids)
Cellular component (GO): cytoplasm
Molecular function (GO): calcium ion binding
Source: RefSeq, a predicted model, not a curated record